Messenger RNA from Pocillopora damicornis (cauliflower coral), 2622 nucleotides. RefSeq names its product zinc metalloproteinase-disintegrin-like atragin. The record is from RefSeq and is a predicted model, not a curated record. Lineage: Eukaryota; Metazoa; Cnidaria; Anthozoa; Scleractinia; Pocilloporidae. Gene Ontology annotation, biological process: proteolysis. Gene Ontology annotation, molecular function: metalloendopeptidase activity.
AUGAUAGGCGAUGGCCAUGAAACGUUUUAUAUUAUACCUGAGACUGGACACGAGGGAAAUGGAAUUCACAGAGUCAGUAGAGCCGAAGAAGACGAGUCCCAAGAUAUCUUCCAUAAGUGUGGAAACAACGACACUCAAGCAGACUCCCAUUCCUUAAACGAAACUUUUGGGCCAAUUGCGAGGAUCCAGGAGAGACGUAAGAUAUCAGGUCAUAUUGAUGAGCUCUACAAGAAAUAUCUGACGACUGAUGAGACGCGAUACACCGAAAUUUUCAUUUGUGUUGACAAUGAAAUGUACCAGAAAUUUAACAGGGAUAAAAAUGUCAUCAAAGAUCGAGUCAUAACAUUAGUAAACACUGUUGAUGCGAUCUAUCAGCGAAUCAACAUCAGGAUAGUUCUGAAGUACUUGGAAAUCUGGACAAACGGAGAUCCUUUCGGGCGAGUGCGAAAUUCAGCGACCGAAUUAAAAAAUUUCAUGGCCUAUCGAAAUAAACAUUUGGUGAAAAGGUUCCCUCAUGACAACGCUCUUUUACUAAGUCACAAAAGUUGGCCCCCGAAUAUUGUUGGUCUAGCAUGGGUCAAUACGAUGUGUGGCGGAUAUUCAAACUCUAUAAACGCCUGGUAUUAUGAAAGUAGUGUUGGUCCUCAUGCAACUGUUGCUCAUGAAUUGGGUCACAACUUUGGGUUCAAUCACGACUCAGGGACCUGCAAGUGCUUAUCUUCACGAGGCUGUUUCAUGGGAGGUAGCAGGUCUAGACUUCCAGGAUUUUCGGAUUGCAGCCUUAAAUCGCUUCAAAAGGUCAAUGACGCAUGCUUGUACAACGUACCAACUUACAAGGCCUACAACAGUUAUUGUGGAAAUGGCAUACGUGAGGAAGGAGAGGAGUGCGACUGCGGUACCCCUGAGAUGUGCCAGGCCAAAGAUCCUUGCUGUGAACCUCACAACUGUGUCCUUAAAAAGGAAUCACAGUGCAGUGACUUACAUCAUACAUGCUGCAAGAACUGUCUGUUUAAGAAACGAGGAACAUUAUGUCGUGGAGUCCAAACUGAUUGUGAUGUUCCAGAAUAUUGCACUGGUUCUUCAAGAGAUUGUCCUGAGGAUACUUAUAUCAUUAAUGGAUAUCCAUGCAGCCAGGCGAAAACCGUUAUACAUGGAAACACUAACCUCAACGGUGUGGUCGCAAGGGACUUGAACCCUAUGGUCAACGCUCGAUAUCUUCGUAUCAAUCCUCAAUACUGGCAUGGCUGGCCUUGUCUAAGAACCGACUUCAUGGGAUGUUCUGCGCAUGAAGCAAAUCCAACUGCCCCUACACCGUUGAAGUCAUACAACCUUGAUUUUUGUCUGACUCCAUCAAGCAAGAGUUGUUCCCCUCGUGACAACGACCCCAUCAUAUUUGUAACCGGUAGCAGGUGUUCAGAGAGACAUUUUCAAUUCAUUUUCAAAGACGGAUUGUUACGCCACGCCUGCAACGGAUUGCUACGCCACGCUUGCAGUGGGAAAUUGGUCUGUCCCGAAAAUGGCGGGACACAUAAUGGUGCAAAGAUUGUUGUCAGCAGGACUUGUAAAGUUGCAGACUCGAAAUUAGUGCGAACUGUAGGGCGAUCUUUAAAGCACGUCAAAUCUGGCAGAUGUAUUCAUACUUCUGGAGCCUGGCCAGGAAACGGAAGACAGAUGGUACUGUGGUCUGGAUGCAAAGAGCAAAGGCUACAACUGUGGUUCGGGAAACAAGAUUGUGUGGAGCCACUUGGAAUGCAGAACGGUGAAAUCAAAGACCGCCAGAUUACAGCUUCCUCAGUGAGAGGUCAGGAACUCGCUUAUUAUGCAAGGCUCAGAGGAAAAAAAUACUGGUGUGCCAAAGCCAAAAGCAAAACCGAAUAUCUACAAGUUGACCUGGGAAAGGUUAAAACUGUCAGUAAAAUCUUGAUGCAAGGACGUGGAAACUGGUACGACUGGGUGACCGGCUUCUUCUUACACUACAGUUCUGAUGGCCAGCGGUGGAAAACGUACUCUGCGAGUGGUGACGAAAAACAGUCCGAUUCCUUCUGUUAUCUUGGAAAGUGCAGCGAAACUCUUGACACUCAGUGUAAGGACUUAUGGGGAGCUACCGCCAAAAACGCUGACCAAGGAUGCUAUGACAAGCUGAAUACUGAGGCUACAGGAUAUGGUACAUGUGAUCCAAACGCCAAAAAGAGAUGUGCUUCAAGAUGUAUUCAUACUUCUGGAGCCUGGCCAGGAAACGGGAGACAGAUGGUACUGUGGUCUGGAUGCGAUGUGCAAAGGCUACAACUGUGGUUCGGGAAACAAGAUUGUGUGGAGCCACUUGGAAUGCAGAACGGUGAAAUCAAAGACCGUCAGAUUACUGCUUCCUCAGUGAGAGGUCAAGAAUUCGCUUAUUAUGCAAGGCUCAGAGGAAAAAACUACUGGUGUGCCGAAGCCAAAAGAAAAACUGAAUAUCUACAAGUUGACCUGGGAAAGGUUAAAACUGUCAGUAAAAUCUUGAUGCAAGGACGUGGAAGCUGGUACUACUGGGUGACCGGCUUCUUCUUACACUACAGUUCUGAUGGCCGGCGGUGGAAAACGUACUCUGCGAGUGGUGACGGAAAACAGUCCGAUGUAAGCUAA